Messenger RNA from Frieseomelitta varia, 4196 nucleotides. RefSeq lists its product as uncharacterized. The transcript is spliced from 3 exons. The record is from RefSeq and is a predicted model, not a curated record. NCBI's taxonomy places the organism in Eukaryota, Metazoa, Arthropoda, Insecta, Hymenoptera, Apidae. Bases 1 to 4167 code for a protein of 1388 amino acids.
AUGUAUCGUCCUAUCUUUGCAUGGUUCUUACUUCUUGCGCUGGUUGCAACGACGUACUCGAAAAGUAUCAACGUUAAUAGCGAAGACAUUGGAAAUCAUUCCACCGACAGAAUCAGCGCUACAUUUUCUCCAUCGAGUCAAACCGAAUCUAACUCUAAGGCCAAUAAUAAGAGAAGCUUGCUGAUUCUGUUGCCAAAAACCAAGGAAGAAGAAAAUACAGAAUGCCAAAAUCAGAAAACGAAACGCUGUAAAACAUCGUUCCGCAGGGAUACGGCGAUACCCAAGGAAAAACAUCGAACCACGUUCAAGCCGAGGAACACGGGAAACCCUCCAAAUAAUGAAAGAGACCGUGAAUAUUUUGUUGGUCAAAAGCGAAACCUGCAACUUCUUUCUUCGAAGGAACCUUUGGCAAAACCAGGUCCACACCCCGUGACCAUGGAACAAGCGAUGAAUGCAACGUUUCGCGACGCGAGUGUGCUAGAUUCGCUUCGAAAACAAUUAACGCCCAAUAGUCCUACCGUGGCUGCCUCUCAACCAAAUUUCGCGCCAAAGACAAGCGUGUACGACGACGGUAAAUUCAUUUGUUACUGCAGAAAAAAGGUCAAUCCCACUUUUAGAAAAGACCCGGCACGCGUCGCUCCGAAGCCGCAGGGAUUAUCGAGGAAGCUUAAACCGGCGAAGAAACUUCCUAAUAGAAAUCCGCUUGUAGGUAGCAAACAACCGGCUUACGCAAAUGUUCCACACGAAUCACCUUCGACUAAAAACUUACCUCCGACGUAUCCUACCGUUUCGAAGUAUCCACUUGGCUAUAUACCUAACAACAUAAACCCAAUUUUUCCACACGAGGGACAUGGAACAAUACCGUACAUUCCAUACAUUUAUCAUCCGGAUCCUCGAGUUUCGAUACCCAAGAUCCCAGACGAAGGAGAAACUCCAAAUGUUAAUACUCCGUUGGAAUCAACAGCAACUAAAUCCGACUCGAUUGUUGGGCAAGAGGCGUCAAUCAGCGAGCAUGAUCCAAAUGAAAACCAACGAACUUUUGACCAAGCUCCACCAAACAUCGUUGGCAAGAGUCUGUCUCAAUCUUCCGAAGAUUCAAUUCCUGCAACGUCUGUGAAGGAAAACGCUUCGAGCAAUAGCAACGAGAAUUCGAAUAUUCCCGACUACAAUUUACAAUCUAUCCAGGCAGAUCCUUCCGAUAAAAAUCGUUUAACACCGUUAGAGACGGUUGACUCUUUCAGAGAAGAUUCUACCCUACAGGCUGCCAAUCCAGGCAUGAGUGUUGCAUCAUCUACGGACUUGAGGAACGGAUUUGCGAAUGGAUACGAAACGACAAGCAGCGGGAACGUAGAUUACUCUGACAUCAAGGAAGUUACGACCGCAUAUUUCACAUCGAAAGCUUAUGACAACCAAGCUGGACGCGGUUAUGGUAAUUCUCUUAUAAGCAGCACGGGUACCAUGGAUUCAAAUUCGGCGGAACUGCAGAAUCGACAUAAUGGCCCGGCAGGGGACUCGGGAGAAUCCGAGAAUGUUGGAAUGAAUUUGGACACGAAAGACUUGCAUAAUGCAAAGGAGCUUGACCAAGGAAACAAUGAAGAAAAUGUUAUGCCGGGAACAAAUAACCCGUUUUGGAGUCAAAAAUCGACAAGCAACGUGAAUUCAAAUUCGCAAGAGGAUCCUAAUUGUAAUGUCAAUUUGCCGAGUAAGCACAAUGACGAUUCUGCGGGAAAUUCGAGAGAAGACGAUGGCAUGAAUCUGAAUACGAAAGAUUUAAAUAACGCUGGGGAUCGAGAAAAUAACGAGGAGGACGUUGCAUUAGGGAAAAAUAAUCCCCAGUGGAAUCAAGAAGAAUCCGCAAACGACAAUUCAAAUCCGAACUUCGGGUCCAACGUGGAAGAAGACGAAGAAAAUUUUGAACAUCCAUUUGCAGAAGACUCGGAUGAAAUUGGUACAACGAUCGGUGACGGCCCAUCGAACGAGAAAUCUUCUGCAGAAGAUUAUGCGAGUGAAUUGCCGGAAACGGAGAAUAAUGCCGGUCCGUUAAAGACCGAUUACGAGAAGGAAAAUUCCGUACGUAAUAAAUUCGAGGAAAAACUCGAGAGCGAAGAGAAAAAUUUCAUAAAUACGGACAAUGAGAGAGUCGGGGCGGUGCAAGUGACAAUUCAGAGGAAAAACGAGGACGAUCCUUCCAUCGACCCGACGUUGGGACUGUCGAGAAUCGACGACGAUGAUAAUAGAGCAACAAAUGAUGCAUCGAACCAGUUGCCUUUCUGCGACAACACGUUGCUCCAAAAAUCGAUAAAAACGGCAAUUAAUAACUUUGCCACGGCUGAUUCGUCCGAAAUGAAUGAGAACGAGAACGAGGAAACAGUGGGCGCCGCGAAAGGGGAAGAUUUACUGCCGGAAGUUGUACAAGUUCCAAACUUGAAGGGUAUUUUGUCUAUGCCGGCAAUAGAGCGCACACUUUUGGAUAAGAUAAAAAAUCUUCUGUCGAAAGCGACCGGAAUGGGUAGGGAGAAUUUCGACAGCGACUGGGCGACCAACGUGAUCAAAGAUAAUCUACGGCACACGUUGGCUGCCGCGCCUGGUUCCAAGACAGAACUCCCACCGAUGACCGUCGAGGAGCAUCAAUUCAAAAAUGGCAAAUGGGUGACAAAUAUGGUUACGCUGGAGCCUACGGACGAGAAAGACCGUACUCAAACGGAUGUAGAAAGAAUACAGUCCCACGUUAAAAACCUUUUGCGCGAUCCAACCGUUGGUUUACAGGCAGCUAAGAACCCAGCUGUUCAGAACAUGAUCGUCCAAAGCGUCCGACAUAUCUUCAAGCCCAAAAAUGCAGCCAACGAUGAAAAUAUCGACUCGAUCAUUCAAAGCACUUUGAACGACGAAUUAAACAUCAUGGAGAUGGAAAGCGAUGAAAUUCCCACGACAGAAAAUAUAUCUGAAUCCGAAUCUGAGUCCACCACUUUCGACGUGUCGAAUAUCGAUAUGAACAAGCUUUUGGACAUCGCCAAAAGUGAAGCGGGUCUGGAUGACAAUAAAGACAGCGAAUUACCUCCUUUAGAAUCGUCUACGUAUGAAAAAGAUGAAGAGAAUGUGAAAAACCAACAAACGCUUUCGCCUGCCAUGGAUUCUUUGGACGGAGGCAUUGUUGGGGAAGCUAUGAACUUUGGAACAAAGGCAAAUCAGGAUACAGAGGAAUCUUCAGAACAAAACCAAACACCGGAUAAUAUGAAAGAACUUGAGACUGAACCAAUUGAAACUAGUGGAAUAUGGAACGUUGCUGCUACCUUGGAAGUUAAAGACGAAUCUUCGACUACAAAAAUAGAAGAUUACGCGUCCGUAGAAUACGAUUCUCCAACAAUAAAUUCAGCAGAAAAUGCUGGUGCUACGUAUAUGGAAGAAGCUGAAAAUGUAGGAAGAUCGAUGGAACAGGAAGAUAAAAGUUCGACACCGUAUACAGACGAUGCUACUUCCGCAGAAGAUUUCACAUAUUUGGGAAAGAUCGCAAUGAAAAAUAGGAAUAACGCGGACGAUGUGCAAAGUCUACGAAAUUCCGAGCUGUUUUACGUCGGUGACGGUGUAAAGCUACCUUUGGAGAUAAGAAAGCUGAACGACGGUUCUUACGCUUUAUCGAUUUCUAGAAAGGUUUGUGAACAAUUAUUAAAUCAGGAGUGCCCUUGUUGCGUGCCCAGAGAAGGUAAUGUUACCCGGACCGUGAGACGAAAUUUAGAAAUGGAAAAUGCUGAUGGAAGAAUUUCCAAACGCGAAUCGGUGAAAUCAAUUUUACUGAAUGAAGGAGAAAGAUGUAAUCCAGCUGACGACAGCUUACAGAUUUUCUCAAUGCCUGUGGAAACUUUCGCGAGAAGAUACAAUCUGUCUCUGAACUUGGAGAAAGUGCAAACUCCGUGGGAUUUCGACGCGAAGGGAAAGAUUGAUGGCCGAUCGAGAGAUCGAUCGAAAAAUUAUAAGAAUAAAAAUGACAGCGGUAACUUUAAAAACAAAAGGACGUAUAAUAAUCUACACAAUGAUGCAGCAAGUUUCGAUCUUGAGAGAUAUCGUUAUCAACGUAAUAUCAAUGAAAGCGCAGAUAAACGAGUAGAAAUAAUAACACAAGUAUUAAACUGGUUAAGAGAUAUGGUAUUAAGUACAAAUAAUAAAAGAUGAAUAUAUUUUCAUUCCUCUAAAAUUUGUAA